Molecule: messenger RNA, 1053 nt
Organism: Diachasmimorpha longicaudata
Lineage: Eukaryota; Metazoa; Arthropoda; Insecta; Hymenoptera; Braconidae
Exons: 4
Coding region: 152-919 (255 amino acids)
Source: RefSeq, a predicted model, not a curated record
UCCUUUCCCCUAAAAUUCCCUUCGCGAACUAUUAAUUAAUGACGAAACAUAAAAACGUCGACAGAAAAACGAAAAAAAAAAAUUGAAAAAAUUGAAUUAGGGCUGAGAUGGUUUCGAACAAUUUAAAUUUUAAUUCCAUCGACAAAAAAAAAUGGAAUGUCGGUGUGAAGUUGCAGUUAACCUCGUCAACAAUUUUAGAUAUUGCAAACGAAAAAUUUCGAGAUUACGAUACCCUAAAUCCCUUUAUGAUUCACUGGAGCCAGUCAAAAUGGAUGCAGUGAGAGACUGCAUAGAGUGCAUUAAUUUCCAUUGGAUAGCGAUGGUCGGCGCAGGAAUGUACGCACACAUCAGGCAAAUUUGUGUAAUAGGAUUGUGCUUUGAACAUGAAAACCUUGUGCCCUUCCAACCCACCCAUGCAUCCCUUAUCUUCACCUUCUCUGUUCUGUCACUACUCGCGGAGUUUAAACCCUGGCCUUCCUCCCUCAAAGAACCACCAGUGCUAUUGUUGUAUCUUUACGAGAUGCUCGUAGCAGCUUUUGUGACAAAUUUAUCGACUCGCAUCGUCUGGAUGCCCCUGAUAAGUUCUCUCUGGUGUCUCACUCAGGAAUCGAGUAAAUUUCUGUACUGGGCCAACUCGAAGGCCGGCCUGGACAGUUACUCCCAUCUAACCAAUGUGGCUGGUUACCUGAUAAAAGAAGACGCCGUCACUCACAUGAGCGUCUGCAUGUCGAUCCUCUCAUUCGUCUGGAUGCUGGACGCCACAGAAUCCCUCGAUGUCAUCCUCGACUGCUGGGCCAAAGUGGAGACAACUGUGUCGAGGAUGUUUAGAAAACGUCUGAGGAACCGGAGGAUCUGCUUCGAGGACCCUGAGGUCACCGAUUUCUUCAUUUAUGAUGCUGCAUUACACUCCAUAUCAUGAUGAUCCACGGACUCGUGCCAUUUAGGAUUAUCAAGAUCUAUUAAAUUUUUAUAAAUAUCGAUGAACUCUGUGUCUAAUUUUGUUCAUGAAAAAAUGUAAUGAAAAAGGAGGCCCUGCUCUAAUUUUUUGCGGGU